UAUACCUCCAGCCUAUCACCCAAUGCGCUAUGCUGGUCAAACGCCGGCUUCUUCGAGAGGAGAUUACUUACUCUGUGGCCAAAGACAAAGAUGUGAACAUUCUUCACCAGCUGGACUACUGGCCACAGCGAAAUCGCUUCUUCCGAUACAUUAAUGCUCACCGUGACCUUGUCGAGGAGCUGGUCUCUCAUCAUUUAGGCAUCCCGUCAAGCAAGUGUCGCGCAGCAGAUAUGGUCGAUUGGAUGAAUGGGAGCUUCAAUCUCUGCGUUCCUGUUAGUGUGGAGGGUUUCAACCGGGUCAUAAUUCGAUUUCCACUCCCUUAUCGAGUUGGUGAGCGUCCAUGCCCAGGCAAUGGGGAUGAGAAAGUCAGGUGCGAGGCUGGAGCUUAUGCAUGGCUGCGGCAAGAGUGUUCUGAGGUGCCAAUACCAGACCUUUACGGGUUCGGUCUAUCCACUGGUCAACGCUUCACACAUAUUCAACAGCUACCAUUCCUCCGUCGUCUUUAUCAUAAAUUCCUUCAUCGGUGUUCUUCUCUGCUUGGAUUUCCAGUUCCCACAAAAUUUGUUCCACAUAAAAAUAACCUAUCCAACACUCUACCGCCAUAUUUGGUCAUCGAAUAUAUCGAAAAAUGGGAUAUGCUUUCAACAGUAUGGGAUGACCAGGACUCCGAUAAAACACUACGAACGAAUCUCUUCCGUGGCCUUUCGAAGAUAAUGCUUUGCUUAAGCCGGGUUUCUUUCCCUAAAAUUGGGUCAUUUGUUAUUGACGACAACGGUUUUCUGUGCCUUGCCAAUCGCCCUCUUACGAUUAUGCUGCAAGACCUCGAGAAUGAACACAUUCCUGUUGAAAUGCCGAAGGAUCGAACAUUUACAAGUGUUGAUGCAUACGUCAACUCUCUCCUCCUAUGCCACGAUAACCGCCUGGCCUUUCAACCUAAUGCCGUCAAUGACGAAGCUGAUUGCGUUUCCCAGAUGACUGCACUUGCUCUGAUGAGGUGCAUACGACCCCAGUUUUUUAGUGGUCGGCUGAAUCAUGGACCUUUUGUUUUUGCCUUGACCGAUCUUCACCCGAGCAAUAUUUUGGUCGACAAGGAAUGGAAUAUCAGAUCUAUCAUUGAUUUAGAAUGGGCCGCCUCUAUUCCGUUAGAAUUCAUAGGACCCCCCAGCUGGCUCACUCGUCAAGCAAUUGACUGUAUUGAUGGUGAUGAAUAUGAUGAGAGGCGGAAAGAGUUUAUGGAUGUAUUUGAAAAUGAGGAAAAAGAUUAUUCUGCAAGCUACAACAUCCGGCGAGCGCUUGUCAUGCAACAGUCCUGGGAAAAAAGAACAUUCUGGUAUACAAUGGCCUUGCGAAGCCCAACUGGAAUGCACUCCGUCUUUUAUAACCGGCUUCAGACCUUGUACGAAAAAGACCACGCCGAAAAUACGGAAUUCUUUCUCAUAACUUCUAAAUAUUGGCGACCGCAAGCAAGACAAUUCAUUGCCUCCCGAGUAAAGGACAAAGAGCUAUACGACAAGGAACUCCGGGGGGCGUUUGAGGAGCCUGAAAAGUGUUAGCACAAAGACCUCUUUUUCUUUAGCUCUUUCUCCGCCAUCAUGGUUCUAUUUUCCCCAAUUUCUUUCAGAUGAAUACUGACCCCGAGUGGCAUUGAUGCCGCUACCCACUAUUCCCUUUUCCUUUUCCCAUUUCUUUGUCACUUGCGCCCAGGUUGCUACCUUCUUUAACAAUAUCUCGUUUCACUGCCAUGAGCAAAUUUGCUUUUGCCUCCUUCGCACGGUUUUCCUUUGCUGCCUCCGCCGAUGACGAUAGUUGCUUUAAAGUUUUGAGGUCCGUUCUCAACCCAA
This is a messenger RNA of Coccidioides immitis RS, 1841 nucleotides long. RefSeq lists its product as uncharacterized. The transcript is spliced from 2 exons. NCBI's taxonomy places the organism in Eukaryota, Fungi, Ascomycota, Eurotiomycetes, Onygenales, Onygenaceae. The record is from RefSeq and is a predicted model, not a curated record. Bases 30 to 1553 code for a protein of 507 amino acids.